AUGUCUAAGCACAUUUUCAACCGUCGUGACAAUGUGGUGCAGCUGGAGAACUUUUUAGAGUCCAGCACUUACCAAGAUAAUCAGGACACUCAGAACUUGAUCCCAUCCAACGAUAUUCUUCGGGAUGAUUGUUGGCAGUAUGAAAAUCUACCUGGUUCACAAGCGGAGCCUCAAGUACAUGCACAUCACGAUCCCCAGGACUAUUAUCCGUUUACAACCCAAACCUUUACCGAUUCGCCUCCGAACCUCUCGUCUUGGCCAGGCAUGCAUCCCAACGGCCAGUCUAGUUUUGGCGACGGCGAUGAACCACAUUAUCCGGACUAUUUCUCGGCAUUCUCCUCAGGCCCACGCGAGCUUGGGUGGACUGAAUCUAGGUGGCCUGAACAGCACUUGAGUACGCCUUCUGAGCAGUUUGUGUCUUAUCCGCCAGCGGAAUUGCCGGAGGGUUACGAGAUAAGGCCAACAGAUUCAUCAUGUUCACUCGGCUUCCCAGUCCCCGAGGACUCUCGCACGCCAGGAUUCUCGGAAGGUGGAGUAUUUGCGGAGGGUGAAGCAAAUGUUACUGGGACCAUUGACAGCUCAAGUGGAGGCUUCAACUUCGCUCACAUGUACGAGCCAGCUCCGUCGAGUACCGCCCUCCCGUCCCUGCUUAGUCUGACCCAAUUGAUCGACGCAUCUCCGGCAGGUUUGCAAGCUUCACUUGAUGCAAGGCUCUCAAUACACUCUCAGCAUUCUUUCAUGGACCACGAGAGGCCUUUCGCUCUAAGCCAGGCGGUCGAGAGCGUGGGGCAAUACGACUCUUCCCUAGGCCUCUAUACUUCCGGAUGUAACGAAUCUCGAAUGGACGUGGGCUCACUGCCUGAAUUGAGUUGUUCUCGCCGGCAGACGCCCGGUAGUGGACUCAUGGAUGUUACGAACACUGAGAGGGCCAUGACUCCAUUCGCAUCCGGGGUCAUGUAUGGACGCGUAGGUUGUGAACAUAGUGACUACCAAUCUACGGAGUUAUCCGGAUCACGGUGCCAUCCCCUCCCUCUCAGCAGGAAUUCAACUUUCUUGAAUUCUGCAGAAACUUCUAGCUCAAGAUCUUCUUCCAUCUUUGCGUAUGGAACAUCUUUAGAAUCACAUUCUCGGUCCACCGAACCCAGUAGAGCGACGUCGUUGGAUUCGCAACGCUCUUUUUACAAUAUCCUAUCAUCUGUAUCUAUUCCCAGCCCUCCACAGUUAUUCGCAUAUACCCCGAUCAGUAGAGGCAACAGUUCUGGAAAGCCCUCUACCCUGAAAGUCAGUGGACUACUCCCGCCGAUCACAGAUUCCAACCUUCAAGGAUGCUCUAAGGAAACUGAUGAGUCCACCAAUGGACCUCAAUCCGCCAAGGAUUCCAAGAAAAGUCUGUCACGAAGCAAUCCCGACAGGCCCAAGCGCAAGCGCAUGCAUGUCUGCGGGAUAUGCGGUAAAGAUUUCAACCGACCCAGCGCUUUGGUACUUCAUCGCACUGUUCAUACAGGUGAAAGAUCCAACUUCUGUAACGUCUGCGGCAGGUCUUUCUCAAAUCUUUCCAAUUUAAGGCGGCAUCAACGACAGCUUCAUGUCUUGGAAUCUCAAAUGCAGUUACCGGAAAUUCCGGGACCCACCAGUGAACUCGACGCUUACAACUUUGGCUCGCAAACUCGGUUUUAA
Messenger RNA from Puccinia triticina, 1677 nucleotides. RefSeq lists its product as uncharacterized. The transcript is spliced from 4 exons. Gene Ontology annotation, cellular component: nucleus. Bases 1 to 1677 code for a protein of 558 amino acids. The record is from RefSeq and is a predicted model, not a curated record. Lineage: Eukaryota; Fungi; Basidiomycota; Pucciniomycetes; Pucciniales; Pucciniaceae.